Phoenix dactylifera (date palm) is the source of this 1686-nucleotide messenger RNA. The record is from RefSeq and is a predicted model, not a curated record. Lineage: Eukaryota; Viridiplantae; Streptophyta; Magnoliopsida; Arecales; Arecaceae.
GAUGCCCUCGCCUCUCCCCUACAAAUAGUCUCCCCCCAGCUCAUACGAGCCACUCCAUAGAAUAGAGGAAGAGAAAGGCCGGUCUCAUCCUCUCCUAUCACCCUCAUGGAGCUCUUGUCGCUGGCAUCCGCCAUCCUUCUCCUCUGCUCUUUAUUCCUUGUAUGGAGAGUCUUCGACGGGAGGAGGAACCGGAACUGCUACCUCCUCGACUACAUCUGCUUCAAGGCGUCGGACAGCCGCAUGAUCUCCACCGAGCUCAGCGGCGACAUCAUCUACCGCAACGAGAACCUGGGCCUCCCCGAAUACAAGUUCCUCCUCAAGGUCAUCGUCAACUCCGGCAUCGGCGAGCAGACCUACGGCCCGAAGAAUAUAGUCGACGGGCGCGAGAAUUCGCCGACCCACGAGGACGGCAUCUCCGAGAUGGACGACUGCUUCAACGCCACGCUCGAGGAGCUCUUCCGCAAGUCAGGCUUCGGCCCGUCGGACAUCGACAUGCUCGUGGUCAGCGUCUCCAUGUUCUCCCCCGGCCCCUCCCUCGCGUCGCGGAUCGUGCAGCGGUACGGGAUGCGGGAAGACAUCAAGGUCUUCAACCUCUCCGGGAUGGGGUGCAGCGCGAGCCUCAUCGCAGUCCAGCUGGUCAGGGAUGUCUUCAGGGUGCGCAAGAAGAUGCUGGCCGUCGUGGCGACAUCCGAGUCCAUCAGUCCGAACUGGUACUCCGGCAGCGACAAGUCGAUGAUGCUGGGGAACUGCCUCUUCCGUUCCGGCGGCUGCACCAUGCUUCUCACCAACGAUCCCGCGCUGAAGCGCCGCGCGAAGAUGCGCCUCGGGUGCCUCGUGCGCACCCACAUCGGCGCCAGCGACGACGCCCACGGCUGCGCGAUGCAGAAGGAGGACGACGUCGGGCGCGUCGGGUUCCACCUCAGCAAGAGCCUCCCGAAGGCGGCGGCGCGCGCCUUCUCGGACAACCUCCAAACGCUAGCUCCGCAGGUGCUCCCCGUGAGGGAGCUCCUCCUUUACAUCGCCCGGGGUGUUCGGCAGAUGCUGAACGGCGGCAGCAAGGACCCGACGGCGGCCGCGAGAGUGAACUUCAAGGCCGGGGUGGAGCACUUCUGCCUCCACCCCGGGGGGGCGGCGGUGAUCGAGGGGGUGGGGAGGAGUCUCGGGCUCACCAAGUAUGACCUGGAGCCUGCGAGGAUGACGCUGCACCGGUGGGGGAACACGUCGGCCAGCAGCCUGUGGUACGUGCUCGGUUACAUGGAAGCCAAGAAGAGGCUGAGGAGGAGCGACAGGGUGCUGAUGAUAAGCUUCGGGGCGGGCUUCAAGUGCAACAGCUGCUUGUGGGAGGUGCUGAGAGACCUCGAGGAUGGGGGCGUGUGGGAGGAUUGCAUCCAGAGCUACCCUCCUCAAUCCUUAGUCAAUCCCUUCAUGGAGAGGUACGGCUGGAUCAAUGACGGCUGAGCUCUCCAUCUGUAGUUCAUUACCCUUUUCCUUUCCUUCAUGUUUUUGGAAGAUGAUGAAUCUAUAUAUAUAUAUAUAUAUAGAUUACAGAUGUCUUCAUGCGUGGUGUGGUCUUUGUUUUUAUUUCUUUUUUCCUUCAAUUCCCCCUCUUUGUUUGAUUUGUUCGAUUACUUUGAAUAAGUUACCAUUGGACCUAUCAAAAUCAAUAAACAAACAAAUAACUUAUUA